GACAAGCUCCUUGGUGCCAUUGGAAAUCUGGCUGCAACCUCGUUGCUCCAUGUCCACGACACUGUUCCCGUCUCCCAAGAUGAGGACAAGGACAACAAGGUGGUUGCUACCUGGGGAGUUCCUCGCAGCUUCGAGGGCAAGACCUACCAGGCAAACGGCUUCCGGCCGCACUUCGAGCUGCUCGAGAUGAUCGGCGCCGUCGAGUUCGACGCCGGGCUUGAGGUCGCCGGCCACCGGGGCUACUUCUUGUCGGGCCCCGGUGUGCUGCUGAACCAGGCGUUGAUCAACUAUGGUCUGGCCUUCCUCUCGCAGCGCGGCUACACUCCCCUGCAGCCGCCCUUCUUCAUGAAGAAGGAUCUGAUGGCCAAAACGGCAGAGUUGGCAGACUAUGACGAUGUCUUGUACAAGGUCAUUGAAGACAAGGAUCAUCCCGAGCUGGACAAGUACCUCAUCGCUACCUCGGAGCAGCCAAUCUCCGCGUUCCAUCGAGGUCAGACGAUCGACAAGACCCGCUUCCCGCUCCGCUACGUCGGCUACUCGUCCUGCUUCCGCAGGGAAGCCGGGAGCAGCGGCCGGGAUAUUCGCGGGAUCUUCCGGGUUCACCAGUUCGAGAAGAUCGAGCAGUUCGUGCUUACCGAUCCAGAGAAGUCUUGGGAGGAGCACGAGUCCAUGAUCGCCAUGGCGCAGGAGUUCUACCAGAGCCUGGGCAUUCCCUAUCGAACCGUGGCCAUCGUUUCUGGGGAGCUGAACAACGCAGCUGCCAAGAAGUACGAUCUAGAAGGAUGGUUCCCAGGCGACAACGAGGGGAAGGGCAAGUGUCGGCCCCAGUGGAGCUGGCUUUGGGAGGCUUUGGGAAAGCUUUCGAGUUUGGGGGUUUCCGAAACUAGGGGGACCUUCAUAUAG
Molecule: messenger RNA, 903 nt
Organism: Symbiodinium necroappetens
Lineage: Eukaryota; Dinophyceae; Suessiales; Symbiodiniaceae
Source: the annotation of a GenBank genome assembly